Molecule: messenger RNA, 1256 nt
Organism: Sinocyclocheilus anshuiensis
Lineage: Eukaryota; Metazoa; Chordata; Actinopteri; Cypriniformes; Cyprinidae
Product: non-histone chromosomal protein HMG-14A-like
Exons: 6
Coding region: 171-452 (93 amino acids)
Biological process (GO): chromatin organization
Cellular component (GO): nucleus; chromatin
Molecular function (GO): nucleosomal DNA binding
Source: RefSeq, a predicted model, not a curated record
CAGCAUGGCCCCGCCCCCACCCUCCCAUUCAACCACUGGAUCUAAUGUAGCCCUAUGUUUACUACAGAAUUAGUGCAUAGCGGACGACAGUCUCCUGAACUGUGAACUCCGAAUCACAAAAGAUAACCUGUUAGUUUUGCAUAAAAGAAGAAAAAUAUCCCAAACUCAACAUGCCCAAGAGAAAGGGAACUGAUGGAGAAGUCAAGGAGGAGCCUCAGAGAAGGUCUGCUAGAUUAUCGGCGAAACCAACACCUCCAAAACCUGAACCCAAACUGAAAAAAACUCCCAAGAAAGAGAAGGAAGUGAAUGAUAAAAAGGAAGAAAAGAAAGCAAAGGCUGAGGAAUCCAAGGAGGAAAACCAAUCAGAAAAUGGGGAGACUAAGACCAAUGAGGUUGAAAAAACUCCAGACGAGGCAGCGGAGCCCGAGAAGGAGGACCCGAAGACAGAGUAGCACCACGCCUGUCCAUCCAUCCAUCUUUUCCCUUUCCCCCCUUUCCUUUCUUUUAUCUUCCUCUCUUUCCCAGUUUUUUCUCCCUUUCCAGCUCUCUCAACAACCUCCUCUCUGCCUAUCACCACAAGAGGAAUAUUUUUAUCAGCAAAUUUGUAAAUACUGGUUCAGGUUUUUAGCACAAAAACAAAGCUGACUAAAACGAGUCUUGUGUUCGGCCGCAGCUGUAUCAGGUGUCUACAACACGACAGGUGUGGAAAAAGGCGGCAUCUUUCUAUAAUUUUUUGAUUUCCUAUUUUUAUUUCUUCUUCUUUUUUUUUUAAGCGGCUGGUCUGUAGCUUGGUUUUUGGAGUGGGAGGUGGGAGGAGGCUGUCAGUCUGUAUGUCCGUUAGUGCUCGUGAUGUUUCUGUAUGGGGUUUGUUUUUAUUUUUAUUUUAAACGUAAUUGAUUGUCUUUAAGAAAGAGGGAUGAGUUAAACAAAUAUAGAAGAAAAGAGAGAAAACAACUAAAGACAAACUGCUUGCAUUCCAGGUUCAGCAUUAGAUGGUGACUCCUGGCUUUUUAAGAAUCAUACCACCUCUGCAAUUUGUUGAAACAGAAAACUGGGCUUUGUUAGGAGGCCAGAAAAACCCUUCUGUUGUUAUAGAGGACUUUUUUGAAAUUACAGGAUUCAAAGAAAAAUAAUUUAAAGCGUUUUUUUUUUUUUUUUUUAACACUGAAAAUGCAUCUGUGAAAAAGUACUUUGUGUCCCCUAUAAUGCUCUCGGUCUCACUCAAUAAAAAUCCAUCAUUGGAGUUUUCCUCAAAA